AUGGCAAUUGUCAAGAGAGGGGGCCGUACCAAGGCCAAGCAACAACAACAGGCGCCCGCGAAAGUCAACGGUGCAGGUGCAGGUGGCGGGAUCAAGAAGGCCGAGUUUGAUAUCACCAAGAAGAAGGAAGUGGGAGUUUCGGAUUUAACCUUGUUGUCCAAGAUCACCGAUGAGGCCAUCAACGAGAAUCUACACAAGAGGUUCAUGAAUGACGCUAUCUAUACGUAUAUCGGACACGUGUUGAUCUCCGUUAACCCGUUUAGGGAUUUGGGGAUCUACACGAUGGAGAAUCUCAAUCGAUACAAGGGACGCAAUCGGUUGGAGGUGCCCCCGCAUGUGUUUGCCAUUGCUGAGUCGAUGUACUAUCAUUUGAAGUCGUAUGGAGAGAACCAGUGUGUCAUUAUCUCGGGGGAGUCGGGAGCCGGCAAAACUGAAGCAGCCAAGCAGAUCAUGCACUAUAUCGCCAAUGUCUCAGUCGACGAGGGCAACGCCGAGAUUUCGAAAAUCAAGGAUAUGGUGUUGGCGACGAACCCGCUCUUGGAGUCGUUUGGAUGCGCCAAGACCUUGAGAAACAACAACUCGAGUAGACAUGGGAAAUAUUUGGAGAUAAAGUUUAGCGAGGGAAGUUAUCAGCCCAUAGCUGCUCACAUUACGAACUAUCUAUUGGAGAAGCAGCGGGUUGUUUCGCAAAUCACCAAUGAGAGAAAUUUCCACAUUUUUUACCAGCUCACGAAGCAUUGUCCCCCGCAGUACAAGCAGCUGUUUGGCGUGCAAGGGCCGGAAACGUAUGUUUACACCUCAGCCGCCAAGUGUAUAACCGUGGAGGGAGUAGACGAUGGUAGGGAUUUUCAAGAUACGUUGAGUGCUAUGAACACCAUUGGGUUGACUCAGACUGAGCAGGACAAUAUUUUUAGAAUGUUGGCCACGAUCUUGUGGAUCGGGAACAUUUCCUUUGUUGAAGAUGAAAGCGGCAACGCGGCGAUUCGCGACGAGAGCGUCACCAACUUUGUCGCCUACCUUUUAGAUGUCAACCCUGAGAUUUUGAAAAAAGCCAUUAUAGAGAGAACGAUUGAGACCUCACAUGGAAUGAAGCGGGGCUCGACUUACCACGUGCCUUUGAACAAUGUGCAAGCCACGGCGGUGAGAGAUGCACUCGCGAAAGGCAUAUAUGACAAUCUUUUCGACUGGAUUGUCGAAAGGGUCAAUUUGUCGCUUGCUCCAAGCUAUGGUGCAGCAGACAGGUCCGUGGGUAUACUUGAUAUCUAUGGGUUUGAGAUUUUCGAGCACAACUCGUUUGAGCAGAUUUGCAUCAACUAUGUCAAUGAAAAAUUGCAGCAGAUUUUCAUUCAGCUAACACUUAAGGCCGAGCAAGAUGAAUACGUGCAGGAACAGAUCCAGUGGACCCCGAUUGACUACUUCAACAACAAGGUUGUUUGCGACUUGAUCGAAGGGAAUAGGCCUCCCGGGUUGUUUGCCGCCUUGAAUGACUCCAUCAAAACUGCUCAUGCCGAUUCAGAUGCCGCCGAUCAAGUCUUUGCGCAAAGGUUGAGUAUGGUUGGUGCCAGUAACCGUCAUUUCGAAGACCGUCGAGGCAAGUUCAUCAUUAAGCAUUACGCGGGUGAUGUCACCUAUGACGUGGCCGGUAUGACCGACAAAAACAAGGACGCCAUGUUGCGUGAUCUUUUGGAGCUCUUGAGCACCUCUUCCAAUUCGUUUGUCACUCAAACGUUGUUCCCGCCAGACUUGUUGGCGAUCUUGAUGGAUAACAAAAAGAAGGCGCAAACGGCAUCGGACAAGAUCAAAAAGAGCGCCAACUUGCUCGUUGACACUUUAUCGCAAUGCACCCCGUCCUAUAUUAGAACUAUCAAACCCAAUCAAACUAAAAAGCCUCGUGAUUACGACAACCAGCAAGUUUUGCACCAAAUCAAGUAUUUGGGUCUUAAGGAGAAUGUAAGAAUCAGAAGAGCUGGUUUUGCGUACCGUUCGACGUUCCAGCGAUUUGUUCAAAGAUUCUACUUGCUUUCGCCCGCGACGGGUUAUGCCGGUGACUAUAUCUGGCAAGGCGACGAUUUAACCGCGGUGAAGGAGAUCUUGCGGUCUUGCCAUAUCCCACCUACGGAGUAUCAAUUGGGAACCACCAAAGUAUUUAUCAAGACACCAGAGACUUUGUUUGCCUUGGAAGACAUGCGAGAUAAGUACUGGCACAAUAUGGCAGCCAGGAUUCAAAGAGCUUGGAGGCGGUAUUUGAAGAGGAAAGAAGAUGCCGCCAAGACUAUUCAAAAUGCAUGGAGAAUGAAGAUUCAUGGUAACCAGUUUGAACAAUUUAGAGAUUAUGGAAACUCGUUGGUGCAAGGCAGAAAAGAGCGAAGGAGAUUUUCGAUGUUGGGCUCGCGUGCAUACAUGGGUGACUACAUGGCCUGUAACGAUAGCAGGGGCUUUGGUCAAUACGUUGUCAACCAAGCCGGCAUCAAUGAACGCCCAGUCAUUUUCUCGGCCAAGGGUGAAAUUUUAUUGUCCAAAUUUGGUAGAUCGUCCAAAAGAAUUCCGCGGAUAAUCAUCUUGACUAAAUCGAAUUUGUACAUUGUGGGCAACUUGUUGGUGGAGAAGAAUAGAUUGCAAUUGCAAAAAGAGUUUACACUCCCCGUGCAUUCCAUCAAAAGCGUUGGGUUGUCGCAAUUGCAAGACAAUUGGAUUGCUAUCAAUUUGCAAAAUCCAACCGCUCAAACACCAGACAUUUUCUUCAAUACCGAUUUCAAAACCGAACUCGUUGCUCAGUUAAAAAAAUUGAUCCCCGGGUUGCAGAUCUUGAUUGGGCCCACCGUGCUGUACCAGAAGAAGCCAGGUAAAAACCAUGUUGUCAAGUUUGUUGUUGGCUCGGGACCCGAGGUUCCUGCAACCAGUGAUUUUUACAAAUCGGGAACCGUCACCGUGAAUCAGGGAUUACCUCCAAGCAGUAGGAAUCCAAAGAGACCCAGAGGCAAGUCAAGCAAAGUCGAUUACAGUAAAUACUACAAUAGAGGAACUAGAUCGUCUGCCCCGGCAUUCCAACCAAGAGUCACCACAAACUAUAAUUCACAGCCUAGCUAUUCCCAGCCAAAUUAUUCGCAGCCAGCGCAACCUGCACAGCCUGUGCAACCAGCAACAUCAAGACCUGCUGCUACUGCUGCUGCACAACGCAAGGCACCUCCACCAGCAACACCAAACUCGGUUGGAGCACAAACUGCUGCUCUUGCAAAUACUCACAUAUCUCCACAGCAAGCUCACAAGCCAGCGGCUCCAGCUAGACCUGCAAAGAAAGUUGCUCCUCAACCACCCGUUAAAAAGAAUUCACCUGCUCCGAAUCCAAGGAAACCCGCCCCAGCACCACCUCCGCCACCGCCAGCGUUGUCAAAACCGAAAUUCCCCACGUACAAGGCAAUGUAUGCGUACGAUGGAUCGGUUGCUGGCUCACUACCACUCGAUAAAGAUACUAUAUAUUACGUUACUCAAAUCAAUGGCAAGUGGGCAUUAGUCAAGACCAUGGAUGAGACGAGAGAAGGCUGGUCGCCAAUUGAUUAUUUGCAGGAGUGCGCACCACCGACAGGCUCGUCGGCUCCUCCACCAAUGUCAUCAUCUAACCCAGUAAGUGCUACUAGCUCAAACACCUAUUCAACACAAGCUACAAGUGAUUCAUCUGGAAGUUUAGGUUUAGGUUUAGGCAAUGGAUUAGCUGAUGCUUUAAAAGCUAAAAAGACAGAGGAACAUAAUCUAGCGGGCUCGCUAGCGGAUGCUUUAAGAAAAAGACAAGAUGCCACUAGAAACCUAAGUGACGAAGACGAAGACGACGAUGAUUGGUGA
Molecule: messenger RNA, 3837 nt
Organism: Lodderomyces beijingensis
Lineage: Eukaryota; Fungi; Ascomycota; Pichiomycetes; Serinales; Debaryomycetaceae
Source: the annotation of a GenBank genome assembly